Messenger RNA from Besnoitia besnoiti, 573 nucleotides. RefSeq lists its product as uncharacterized. NCBI's taxonomy places the organism in Eukaryota, Apicomplexa, Conoidasida, Eucoccidiorida, Sarcocystidae. The record is from RefSeq and is a predicted model, not a curated record. The coding region runs from base 1 to 573 and encodes 190 amino acids. Gene Ontology annotation, molecular function: calcium ion binding. The transcript is spliced from 3 exons.
AUGUCGUCACUAUGUAGCGUCACCAAAACGCUCCUUAUGCGUUUCUUCUGCUCUGUCGCGGAGCUCGAGCACCAGUACCCACUCGUGUGCACUCGUGCACUUGUGUUUGGCGACAUGCGUCUAGGACAAGACUUGCUGAACUUCCUUCGGCAGCGCAACGCCCUUGUCACAGAAUCAGAAGUCUUCCAUCUAGUGCGGCAACUUGACUUGAACGGCGACGGGCGGAUAUGCUACUCAGAGUUCCUCAACGCACUGUUGCCGGUAGAUGCAGCAGUCCGAUCCUCUCUAAUGGCUCGGGUGGACUGCGGAACGCACGUGCACCUUCCACAUGAUUGCUGUUUCUUGCUUGCAAAUCUCUUGAUGAAAGAGGUGGAAGUUAACCGAGAACUGGAAGUCCGGCGCAAAGUCCUCUUCAGUCGCCCGGACUUCAAGCUCUUGCAUGCAUUCCGUUACCUGGAGGAACCAUCAAUCGGCCAAAUAACACCUGCAUCUCUGGCUGAAGUUUCUGAGGCACACAACCAUCACAUGACAGCCUGCGACCUCGAACUGAUAUUCCGGCGCAUGGAUCGGUGA